Molecule: messenger RNA, 5662 nt
Organism: Gigantopelta aegis
Lineage: Eukaryota; Metazoa; Mollusca; Gastropoda; Neomphalida; Peltospiridae
Product: probable cation-transporting ATPase 13A3
Exons: 32
Coding region: 13-3705 (1230 amino acids)
Biological process (GO): intracellular calcium ion homeostasis
Cellular component (GO): membrane
Molecular function (GO): ATPase-coupled monoatomic cation transmembrane transporter activity; P-type ion transporter activity; ATP binding
Source: RefSeq, a predicted model, not a curated record
CUGUGUACAGUAAUGUGGCAGGAGUUUUGUUAUUCUCAGGUUGUUGAGCUUCCAGUAGGUGAAAUGUUUCACAUGAAAGGUAAUGAAGAGAAGAGUGGCAGUCUGACAAACCUGUUUGUGGCGCGGAUCACCAUCAACAAGGGAGAGGAAGAUGAACUAGAUUGCCGUGGUUACACUGCUGACUCAGUGAAGACGUUCAUAUUUUACAUCCUGGUCCUGUUGACCGGUGGUCUCCUGCUGCUAGUCGUCAACUGGAAACCUGAGCUGCACUGCUACCUCAAGAAACGCGUGUGUGCACUCUACUGCGCGGAGCUUGUCUUGAUUAAAGACAAGUUUGGCAAUGCCGCCGUUAUUCCAGUCCAGCUUAUAAAUGAAGAAGAUAUUAGAACUACUGAAUUUGCGGCGAACUCUUACCAUGGUGUGGAUGCGUACCCAGACGAGUCUGACACAGCGGUUCUCACCAUGGAGUACAGCCAGCCUGUCAGGUUCUUCGAGCACCAGCACACGCGCUACUUCUGGGACCACAGUCGCUGUACUUUUAACAGAAUUGAAGACUUGUCGACCAACGUCAAGUGUGUCACCAUUCAUGACGAGUAUCACGGGAUCACAGAGGUCGAACAGAAACAAAAACUUCUGCUGCAUGGACCAAACUCCAUUGAUGUGGAAGUGAAGAGUUACUGGCGACUCUUCAUAGAGGAGGUCCUGAAUCCGUUUUACAUUUUUCAAGUUGUCAGCAUCAUUCUGUGGGUGCUAGACGAGUAUUACUACUACUCGGCGGCCAUCUUCUUUAUCUCCGUCGUCUCCAUAUCGAUAUCACUCUAUGAGAUGAAACGGCAAAGUGUCAGCCUCCGUAACAUGGUCAGUACCAGCACCACUCACUCCACAGUGUGUCGGAAAGGACAAAAGCUGGAGGAGAUCUCUACUCGUGACCUCGUGCCAGGUGACCUCAUUGCGAUUCCCGCUCACGGCUGUGUGAUGACCUGUGAUGCGGUUCUUGUAGCUGGGACCUGCAUCGUCAACGAGAGCAUGCUGACAGGUGAGAGUGUUCCAGUGACGAAGACUCCGCUCUCCCACCAGGAGGAUGAGGAGGUGUACAGUCCGUUACUCCACAAACGUCACACGCUCUUCGCCGGGACUCACAUCGUUCAGACGCGAUACUACGGGACCGCCAAGGUGAUGGCUGUCGUUGUUAGAACAGGCUUCAACACGGCCAAGGGAAGUCUGAUCCGAGGAAUCCUCUUCCCGAAGCCGCUCGGUUUCAAGUUCUACCAGGAUGCGAUGAGAUUCAUUCUCUUCCUGGCGGGAAUUGCUGUUAUCGGGAUGAUCUACUCACUGAUUAUAGAAAUACUAAUGGGGGCUAAGCCAGCCAAGAUUGUUCUGCGAUGUCUAGACAUCAUCACGAUCGUUGUCCCCCCAGCCCUGCCAGCGGCCAUGACAGUGGGGACGGUGUAUGCACAGAGUCGGUUGAAAAAGAGUGGAAUAUUCUGUAUCAGCCCACCGCGAAUCAACUUCUGUGGACGAAUCAACACGUUCUGUUUUGAUAAGACUGGCACCCUGACUGAAGAUGGGCUGGACAUGUGGGGCGUGGUCCCAGCCUUGAACCAGUGUUUCCAGGACGCAGUGCGGGAUGUCAGACAUCUACCACAGGAAGCGAUACUGGUGUGCAUGGCAACGUGUCACUCACUGACCCUCAUAGACGGGGAGAUGAACGGUGACCCACUUGAUCUCAUCAUGUUCAACUCGAUUGGCUGGACCCUGGAAGAGCCUGGACAGGACACGACUAAAUAUGACACUCUGAUGCCGACCAUCGUAAAACCGUGCACCAGGCGAUCGUUCCACGAGGACAACGAACCGUUUGAGGUUGGCAUCGUGCGACAGUUCCCGUUCUCGUCGACUUUACAGCGCAUGACGGUGAUCACGCGCACUCUGAGACUCGGCCACAUGGAGGUCUACUCUAAAGGCGCACCCGAGAUGAUUGCCUCCCUUUGUGUGCCAGAAACAGUGCCUGAAAACUUCCAUCCAAUGCUGCACAAAUAUUCUGUGCAGGGAUUCAGAGUUAUUGCCCUUGCUUACCGCUCUCUAGAUUCAAAAGUCAACUGGCACCAAGUUCAAAGAAUUUCAAGGGACAAGGUCGAGCGUGACCUCACAUUCCUCGGUCUGCUGGUUCUACAGAAUCAACUCAAACCUCAGACGGGUCCGGUGAUCCGUGCUCUGCGGGCCGCCAAUAUCCGCACAGUGAUGGUGACAGGCGAUAUGACGCACACAGCUAUCAGUGUUGCGCGGAACUGUGGCAUGAUCCCCAUGACGGACCAGGUGUGCAUCGUGACCGCGUACCCCCCCGACAGAGACAGCUCCGCGCGGGUCGAGUGGGAGUACGCAGAACUGCCCUCCGAUGACACAGAGAACGAACAGUUUGAAUCAGAGUUGGCCAACGAAGAUAACAACUCCUCCUCAUCCUCCACCCACCUCCUGUCUACACCCAAUGUCAAGCGACUUCUCCCUGUCAAGGCGUACCAAGCUUUAAGUUCUUCCGACCCCGAUCAGAGAUAUCACCUGGCUGUUAGUGGGAAAUCUUUCGCAACAAUUCAUGCUCACUUUCCAGAACUGUUAUCAAAGAUCUGUGUGAAAGGAACCGUGUUUGCACGGAUGUCACCCGACCAAAAGUGUCAACUUAUUGAACAUUUGCAAACUAUAGGCUACAUUGUUGGUAUGUGCGGGGACGGAGCUAACGACUGUGAGGCCCUGAAAGCUGCCCAUGCUGGUAUAUCUCUGUCGGAGGCCGAGGCAUCUGUGGCUGCUCCAUUCACCUCCCGCAUCCCUCACAUCGAGUGUGUUAUCACAGCCAUCAGGGAAGGUCGCGCUGCCCUGGUCACGUCGUUUGGUUGCUUUAAAUACAUGGCUCUCUACAGCUUUAUCCAGUUCGCUUCCGUUCUCAUCUUGUACACUUUUGGUGCGAACCUGUCAGAUUUUGAAUUUCUCUACAUUGACUUGAUCAUCACUCUGUCCAUCGCAGUGCUUAUGGGUUACACAAAGGCGUACGACCAGCUUGUGGGUAAGAAACCGCCGGGCAGUCUGGUGAAGGUUUCUAAUCUGGUGUCCAUCGUCAUGCAGGUGGUGCUAGUGUUCAUCUUCCAGGUGACCGCCUAUCUGUUCCUGCGAUCACAGAGCUGGUAUGUGGAGGCUCCAGCUAACAAGGACCUCAACAAUGUGAACUCGUGGGAGAGCACCGUCAUCUUCCUGGUGUCUUCGUACAUGUACGUCGCAGUCGCCUUCUGUUUCUCCAAGGGACCGCCGUUCAGAAAACCCAUCUGGACGAACUACCCGUUCCUCAUCGACAUCCUCAUCCUGUUCGGCUUCUCGACAUUCCUCUUGAUGUACCCGGUUCAAGCUGUGGAGGACUUCUUUGAGAUGAAACCACUUCAUGAGAAGCCGAUGACAUUCCGUCUGUAUCUGUUUGGGUUAGCUGUCGGCUUCGCGGUCGUGUCAAACAUCUUAGAGGUUAUAAUAGUGGAGAGUGCACUACUCAAACCUCUCUACAGAGCCUGUAAGAGGAGGCAGAAAACACUCACAUACAAAGCUAUUCAAAAACAGUUGAACACUUCCGAUUGGCCACCAGUGGGUCAGGUGACUUUCCCAACAACCAAUGGCUGUGAAAAUGUUAAUGACAUUCACAUUGUUAUGGACUCGGAGAGAGCAGUGCAUUGACAGCCAUUGUGGCAGUUUAAUUAUGACUGUAUAUUUUGCCUUUGUUCAUCCUAGCAGCUUAAAAUGGCUGGCUCAAGUUGUAUAAUAACCAAAACGACAUAUAAAAAUUUGUUUUGGUUUUGAGAUAUACCGGUAAAGUUUUAUUCAUAGAUUAUUAUUUUUUAAUUGUAAAUGUUAGAGGGUGAUCAACAGGUUAAAGUCACUGUUGUGAGUUUGUUGCCAAUGGUAACAUGUUGCCGACUAACAGAGACAUUUUAACGAACACGCUUACAACAGUCAGUUAGAACGAACUGAUUGUAAAGUCUCUUUUCCCCCUAUAUAGUAUUAAUACAUUUUAAUGUAUAGAAUGAACUAUGUAUAGUGAAUUAACUGUUAAAACGAACCAAUUUGUUAGUCAAAUUUUUUUAAUUUCAGUGUAAAUUAGUGUAUAUACAGCGAACCGAUCAUAAUUUUUUGAAAUCAUAUUUGUAUCUUAUCAGUCAGAAGCAUUAACGGCAAUGCAUCCAAAAUGACUUCACUGAUAUUGGUGAUAAUAAAUUAAAUAUUAAAACAAAAAACCUACUAAUUCUUGUGUUUAAAUUUGAAAAAUCCAAAUUGGCCGACUUCCUGAAUAAAAACAGUUAACUUCUGCCAAUGUAUAUAACGAAUUACUGCUAUAACGAACCAGUGUGUCUGGUAUCUUGCAGUUUGAGUACUUUACUCUAAAUACAUUUGUUUUAUAAAACAUCAGUGGCUGUAUAUCAAGUGUGUUUCUCAUCGUCCUUGUGUUUGUACAAGAUUAAACUUCAUUGUAUUUACUAAUAUAUAUAGAAUAGGUAGUUAAUGAUGUUGGAUACCUGCUUUAUCCUGUGAAGGUAAGAAUUGGAAAUUCUCAUUCAGUCUGAACAGGAUAAAGCAGAUAUCUGACGUCAUUAACUAGCUAUUAGCUUUAUCCUGCAGACCAUAAAAAUUAAGGGGAAAAAGCAAUUAUUUCUGUUAUUUCAGCCACAUUGUAUGAUGACCUGGAGGUCAAAUGAGCGAUUUUGUAAUAUAGCUAUGCAUGUGAUGUCACAUGAGUGACAUAAAAAAUCAUAUCCUACUAGUAGCAGGAUAUGACUGCUUUAUCCGUCAUCAUAUUCUGUCCAUAGAAACGGUGCUUGUAGGAUAAAUGUUUUUCCGUAUAUACAAACUUAUUGUGAAACCAAAUCCAUUUUGGGCUAUGUACAAUAUUAGGAUGACCACAAACACAUUGAAUGUACAGACACUGAUAUUUCGAAACAAGAAACUAUUAAAUCCUGCUACAAAGGUGUUUUUUGUAAAUAGUUUCUGUUUGGUCUGAUUCAGGAAGAAAAGUAAGUGUUUUGGAAAUGACCCAAAACUACUAUAUUUGUGUGCAAUUUAGAAAACAAUCGGCUCAGAAAUAAAUAACGUAGUAAAUUCCAUAUUAUGAAAAAAGAGGUCCCUGUGGGACGGAUUAUAAGUAUGUAAUUUUAGUCAAUAAAAGAUUUUACUAGUCGACAUCUUACAAUGGCAGUAGUCUCCGGACAGUCUCGUUAACUUGUGACAGUUUGAGUUUGAAUUGGUCUCAACUCGGACAUAACAUAGCCUGCUGUUCUGAUAGAUAUAUGGGACAGACUUGUAUGUACCUGCUGUUUGUAGGCAGAAAUAGUUACGGUUACAGCCACUGUUUACGCCACGUUGCAGCUCAUUACUAUUUUCAUAUCCUUGAGUUAAUUAUGCAUGGAUUAUGUGGGGAUCAGUUAAUUUGUAUUAUUUAUUACAAAUGAAUGUAAAGUGUUAAAAAUAUGAAAUGUACAACCAUGAUACAGCACUUAUAAUACUCACAGGGUGGGACAGAGCCCAGUGGUAAAGCGCUCACCUGAUGUGCGGUCAGUUUACAAUUGAUUCCCGUCGGUGGGCCCAUUGGGCUAUUUCUCGCUUUAGUCAGUGCACCACAAUUGGUAUAUCAAAUGCUGUG